Messenger RNA from Xyrauchen texanus (razorback sucker), 735 nucleotides. Its product is annotated as probable ribosome biogenesis protein RLP24. The transcript is spliced from 6 exons. NCBI's taxonomy places the organism in Eukaryota, Metazoa, Chordata, Actinopteri, Cypriniformes, Catostomidae. The record is from RefSeq and is a predicted model, not a curated record. Gene Ontology annotation, biological process: ribosomal large subunit biogenesis. The coding region runs from base 86 to 571 and encodes 161 amino acids. Gene Ontology annotation, cellular component: nucleolus.
GAAACAGAAGAACGAACGUCCUUUUCCGCCUGUGUGCGCAGUGUCGCAGCACAUGUGCGAAUAAAAUCAUAAUAAUUGUUUAAAAAUGCGGAUUGAGAAGUGUUAUUUCUGCUCCGCGCCGGUGUAUCCCGGACACGGUAUGAUGUUUGUACGCAACGACUGUAAGGCAUUCAGAUUCUGCCGGUCCAAAUGCCACAAAAACUUCAAGAAGAAGCGAAACCCGAGAAAGACCAGAUGGACGAAGGCGUUCAGGAAGUCAGCGGGCAAAGAGCUGACAGUGGAUAACUCGCUGGAGUUCGAGAAGCGCAGAAAUAUUCCCGUCAAAUACAACAGAGAGCUCUGGAGCAAGACAGUGGAAGCGAUGAAGAAGGUCGAAGCGAUCAAACGGAAACGACAGGCGCGAUUCAUCGUGAACAGGUUGAAGAAAGGAAAAGAGUUGGAGAAGGCGGCAGAUAUCAGCGAGGUCAAGAAAAACAUUCACCUCAUCAAAGCUCCUCACGCAGGUCAAGCCAAACAGCUGGAGGACAAGAUGGUCCAGAAACUGUCAGAAGACGUGGAAAUGGACGAAUGACGUCACAUUUGGACACCGCCGAAGAGUCGAUGAAAUUGAGAUUUCUGUGUUCCACCGAGACUUUAUUGGUUUCUAUCCUCGUACAUCAAGCGUUGUGUCUGUACUGCACCUGAACUCAAUAGAAUUUGCACGAAAUGUAAUUGCAAUAAAAGCGGUCAACAUAC